Molecule: messenger RNA, 3432 nt
Organism: Xenopus tropicalis (tropical clawed frog)
Lineage: Eukaryota; Metazoa; Chordata; Amphibia; Anura; Pipidae
Gene: chst6
Product: carbohydrate (N-acetylglucosamine 6-O) sulfotransferase 6
Exons: 2
Coding region: 746-1924 (392 amino acids)
Biological process (GO): sulfur compound metabolic process; carbohydrate metabolic process
Cellular component (GO): Golgi membrane
Molecular function (GO): N-acetylglucosamine 6-O-sulfotransferase activity; sulfotransferase activity
Source: RefSeq, a predicted model, not a curated record
AGAGCAGGGAAGGUUUUAUGUCAGUAUAACAAGAGGGGGGCGAUACUUGGCUGGACACUCAUGUUUUGGAUUAUGUAGUGCUGCUCUUCGCUAGUACCAAAACUAGAGAGCCGUCCUGUGUUGGGGGAAAGAUUGUAAAACCACAUGUAAUGGCUUCUAUACCUCACCUGGCACUGGGCAGAGCAGCAGGGCAUGGCUGGCACAGGAGCAGGGCACUUACAAUGAUGGGCAUGAGGGCUUUUAUUAAGAAAUAAAAAGCAGUUCCUGCUUCUGACAAGUUAGAUCUGUUCCACUACCUGACUGUAAGUAGUUCGUAUCAUUUACCUGAAAAUAUGUGUGUUCCUUUGGUAAAUCAUUACUCUAUAAACCUCUGAUCCCAGCAGCUGCGGGCAGAGAAGAGUUGAAUAGCAAAUACUUCCACGUUCACGUUUAAGUUCGUUCCACUGCAGGUUUGUAGCCAGUUAUUCCAGGUCUCAGUUUCACCUUAUCCUCUCAUCUGUGACGCUGCGACCUGCACGACUUCACUGCCCCAGGUGAAUGAUUUCUCUGUAGGGGGAGUGUAAGUAUAAAUGCCCCCUCCCUUCUGUCAAUGGGACCCCUUCUGUGGGGCGUUCACUGCCUGCAGUCCCAGCCCUCUCCCUCAGAGCCAUUGCCACAUUUGAAUGCUGCCCAUUGUCCCAAGCUCAGGAGCAGUGAGGAACCGCUGAGAGGAGGAGGAGGCUGAGAAAACAGAAAGCUGGAAGUCAUGGUCAGAUUCCGGGCUCUAAAUGUUAUAGUUGCAGGAUUCUUUCUUCUACAAACAAUAUUCCUGCUUGUUAUCUACUCAAGGAACACAGUGCUGCCAGAUGCUGAAACAAAAACAGAGAAAGUCCAUCUGCUCAUCCUUUCAUCCUGGAGGUCAGGAUCUUCCUUCAUUGGGCAAAUCUUCAGCCAGCACCCAGAUGUAUUUUACCUGAUGGAACCAGCAUGGCAUGUAUGGAUGUCUAUGUUUCAAAACAAUGCCAAAACCUUGCACAUGGCAGUAAGGGAUCUCAUUCGAUCUGUUUUCUUGUGUGACAUGUCUGUAUUUGAUGCUUACAUUCCAAAAAGGAUGAACGUAUCAGAACUAUUUCAGUGGUCUGUAAGCAGAGCUCUGUGCUCAUAUCCUGCUUGCAGUCACUUUAAUCGUGAGGAUAUCACAAAUGAAACAGUGUGUAAAGUAGUUUGUGGGCGCAACUCCUUCAGUAAAAUUGAAGAGUCUUGUAAUACCUACAGUCAUAUUGUUUUAAAAGAAGUGCGCUUCUUUGAUCUAAAGGUUCUCUAUCCACUCCUCACUGACCCUUCUUUAAAUCUUAAAAUCAUUCAUUUGGUUCGUGAUCCACGAGCAGUCGCCAAAUCGCGGGAGCAAGCCAUGAAAGCUUUGACUAGAGACAAUGGCAUUGUCCUUAACACCAAUGGCACAAAAGUAGAUGACGUCAGGUAUGAUGUUUUGCGAGAAGUCUGCCGAAGUCAUGUCCAGAUGUAUGAAACAGCCAUGGAUAAAGCUCCCAGUUUCCUUAAAGGCCGCUAUAUGUUAGUGCGAUAUGAGGAUGUUGUGAGGGACCCUUUAAGAGAAAUAAACCAAAUGUAUGAAUUUUCCAACCUAAAAUUGACAGCCAAACUUAAAAGCUGGAUCUAUAAUAUUACCCAUGGAGUAGGCCCUGGAAGCAAAAAAGAAGCAUUUAAAACCACAUCCCGGAAUGCAGCAAAUGUCUCACAGGCCUGGAGGAAAGAUCUGUCCUUCCAAAAAAUUCAGAAAAUCCAGAACAUAUGUAAAGGUGCAAUGAAUCUUCUUGGGUACCAAUUUAUAGACAGUGAGAAAGAGCAGAAGGACAUGUCCAUGGAUUUUGUAUUGCCAAGGCGACAUUACCAGUUUAGCUGGCUGCCUAAUAACGAUAAGAAAUGAGAGAGAGAUAUAAAUAUAUACAUACAUUUAUUUAUUUAUUACUGUUAGUUGCAUCAUUUUCAAAGACAGACUGUUUUAUUAAAUUCAAAAUGACAAAGCCAACAUUUUAAGUUAUCAUAGAAGCAGCAUUAUGAGCUCUUCCAAAUUUUGACAUUUCAUUUAAUUCUGUGCUACAAGCUGCUGCGGGCCAUGUAAGAUGGAAGUCACAGCAACAGGAAGACUGUAACCCAGAAAUUCCUGGCACCAAAUAGUUUGCACUGCUUGUUGUUGGAUAGAAGUAAAUCAAAUAAGCACUUAGCUUUGGCUACCAAAACUCCAAUUAUACUGAAUUACCAACUUUUAAAGAUGCCUUAAAGGUGCUUUUUUUGGUCUGCUACUCAUUACAGACCUGAAUAUGGUGAUUAUUGUUUUCUUAUUGGACAAUGCAUUAUUUUUAGUUUAUUAAAAAUAAACUGACAGUACUUUCAUUUGAAAGCAGCAUUUCUGCCUAGAGCAGCAUGCAGGAUUAUAUAUAUAUAAUGUGUCAUGUUUCAUAUUAUUUUGUGACUUUCACGGCUGGUUCUUUAAAAAUCGUAUGUUGACUAAUUACCCGCAGUAGACCAAGUUACUAUGAACUGACCAUUGUUUCUCGGUCAAAUAAUUUCUUACUUACUGUGUCCGGUCAAAUGUACUACCUAUUGGUUUUGUUAUUUAAAUGAUGGCAUGGUAAAUUUAUAUUGAAGUGUCUUUUAUUCUGAUGUUAUUUUAUAUCCUUAAUGGUUUGAUUUUUGUCAGAUGGUAUGAAAUACAAAAAAAGGUAUUUAUUGAAAAGUGAAGUGCAAAAUAAUCUUUAAGCAGUUUGGAUACAAGUGAUGAUCAGACCAGGUGAUUUAUGCAAUGACCUGUUACUAGGGUUCCAUAAACGGCACAUUGACCAACCUAUUGCCACAUACUAGAUUAUGCAACCUUUUAACUGAAACUUUUUGCAGUGAAUUGUGUGAUAUAUGGUGCAAAGUGUGCACCUAAACAACCAAACAGCAGAUAGCAUUUACUGGCCAUCUGUUUCAAAGCAAUUCUCAUUGGUUUCUAUGGGUUGCUGAAGCUGGGCAAACUUUUUAGCUUUCAUUAGGCAUGGGGGAUAAUAUGAUGCAAUGCUAUCAGGGUUAAUCAACCAAAUGAGGACAAAGUAGACUAAGUGAUGAUUCAUAUGAGCUCAUGUAUCUUUAGGCUUACAACUAACUCUGUGCAUUCAUUUUUUCUUUACAUUUAAUUGUGUGUCUCUAAAGGUGGAUGUUGAGGUGCAUGUACAGUAUAUGUUCACUGGCUGACACAGAACUCCCACUGCAGGUCAGGUUUUACAUUCAUAAAUGUCCACUAAUAUCUAUGUGAUGAUUCUGCUGGGCAAUAGUUCAGAUAUCAGUAACCCAACCUGGAUGUAUCCAACAUUACAGAAAAAGAACAUUGCUUCUCAGCCUCUUAAAGGAACAGUAACACCAAAAAAUGAAAGUGUAUAAAAAAUAAUUACGAUA